GCUGUCGCUGAUGUCGCACACGCUAUCAGCAAAAGAUGGUAAGUAGCCUUAAAACAACGCGGGUUGUCAUAAUUGAUAUAUAAGUGAACUUUUCAAUUUGUAAAAAUAUUCUAUUUAUUAUAACAGUUAUAAUUAUUUUGUUUAUGUAAAUGGAGCAAAAAAGAAAAAAAUAUUACUUUCCGAAUAAGGAAAGUAAUCAAAAAAAACGUAAACACUUUACUUUAGAAACAGGCAUGACAGGAUUUCUAUGCACGUGUAAUUUUCGUGAAAAGGACUGUGUAAGAGAUGCAUAUAAAAUACUUAACGAAUUUGCCGAUGAAAUUUAUGGAUUAAAUAAAGAUAAGGUAUCAACAAUAUGUACGAAUGAUGGCUCUAUGGUAAAUGAAAUACAGUCUCCUGAAAGUAAUCAGCAAAAUAAUAGCGAUGAAGAAGAUAUAUCAACUGCUUUAAGCAAAGAAAUUAAUCAGUUAAAAGCAGAGUCUGAGAAACCAAUUGCUUCAAGAAGAUUUCAGGUUGUACAUACUGGUGUAAAGAAUGUAGUUUUUAUUAAAAGUACAUUAUCUAAUCCUUUAGAAUUAGUUAGUCAUAUAAUCAAAGAAUUAGACAGAACUAAACAGCAACGCAGUAGAUUUUUAUUAAGACUUUUACCAAUAGAAAUUGUAUGCAAAGCAUAUAUGAACGAUAUCAGAUCAACAGCAAGUGUGAUACUUGAAAAAUAUUUUUCUCAAGAACCAAAAACUUACAGUAUUGUAUUUAAUCGUCACAGUAAUGACAAUAUACAUAGAGAAGAAAUUAUUAAUGACCUAGCAGAAAUAAUAAAGAAAAAGAAUCCAGGAAAUAGAGCAAAUUUAAAAAAUCCAGAACUUGCUGUUGUGGUAGAAGUAAUACGGGGUAUAUGUUUAAUAUCAGUUGCACCUGAUUAUUAUAAAUAUAGGAAAUACAACUUACUUGAAAUUUGUGCUGUAAAGCAAAAUAUGGCAUGUGCCAAGGAUUCUACAAUAAAGGAUUCAGAUAUAGACAAGAAAGAAAUUGAAAUUUCAAAUAAGUCUAUUACUAAUGCUGAAGAUUCAUUAACACAAGACAAUGAAAAUGACAAUGUAACAAAGUUUGAAACAUCAAAUAUAACCAAAUGAAUACGGGAUGAAAAGUGACAGUAUGUUUGCUUAUAAUUUAAAAGAGGAAAAGAUAAUAUUUAGUUAAUUGUAAUCAAAAGUGAGUUCUUGUAAAAAAUUCAUUUUUCUCUAUAUAAAGUUUGUUUAGUUAUCAAAGUAGAAUAUAAUAUAUGAAU
Vespa mandarinia (Asian giant hornet) is the source of this 1288-nucleotide messenger RNA. RefSeq names its product THUMP domain-containing protein 1. NCBI's taxonomy places the organism in Eukaryota, Metazoa, Arthropoda, Insecta, Hymenoptera, Vespidae. Gene Ontology annotation, molecular function: RNA binding. The record is from RefSeq and is a predicted model, not a curated record. Gene Ontology annotation, biological process: tRNA modification.